UGUCUGGCGUCUCUGUCAGGAUUUUAGUGCUACAAGGCUUCCGUAGUUCACAUACGGCAUCAGCUACACGUGAAUUUUUAAACUGAAAACACUUUAAGCUAACAGUUGACAGGACUCUGCGCUAGCUUACAUUUUGCGAUCUGGUUUGUUUUUGUUCGUGAAUGUUUUGUUAUGGCUUAACUAAAACAUAUUUUAGGAAGGAUAAUCAGCGGUCACAAGGCUGUGUUUUGGUAGAUGUCACCAAGAACUAUACUUCAGGUAUCCUUUAGGUGUAUUGGUUUGUCUUUAGCAUUUCCUAAGAAGAGAAAAUCCUUCCUCCAGAGCCUUACUACAGGACAAAGUGUGUUCAGAACAUUCAGGAUGGACCGCAAGAAAGAACCUGAAGAAUCCCAGGACACGAGCAGUGCAGGUGCAGACAGUGCUCCCACUGCAGUACCAGUGGAAGACACAAACCCCUCCAGCUCUACAGAAAGCGGUCAGACCUCAUCUACAGAACCUGGUCUUUUAGCAGGGGAGACAGUUGUCAGGGAGGGAAAGGCUGCCAUUUUAUUCCCAAGUGCUAAUGAGGUGUUCUACAACCCCGUGCAGGAGUUCAACCGAGAUCUAACAUGUGCGGUGAUCACAGAGUUUGCCAGGGAGCAGCUGGCUCAGAGGGGCGUCCGGAUCCUGGUCCCGGGUGAGAGAGAUCGAGUUGUGGUUCGACUCUCUGAGGAGAAGAACGGGACAGAGGACCAGGAAGCAUCAGAACAGCCUGAAAAAGAGCAGCAAUAUGAAGAAGAGGGUGGCAAGAAAGAGUACAUCACUGCAUCUGUAGGGGAAAGAUGUGAGCAAGGUCUGCGUGUGCUGGAGGGUUUGGCGGCAUCAGGCUUGCGUUCUGUACGUUUUGCUCUGGAGGUCCCUGGCCUGAAGAGCAUCACUGCUAAUGAUUACUCUGCUAAAGCUGCUGCCCUGAUCGCCCGCAACGCACAACACAACAAUGUGUCCCACAUACUGCAAGCCAGCCAAAGAGAUGCCAGUAUGGUGAUGUAUGAGGCUAGAGGGAAGAAGGAACGCUAUGAUGUCAUUGACCUUGACCCCUAUGGCAGUCCAUCUCCGUUUCUGGAUGCAGCUGUGCAGGCUGUUAGUGAGGGUGGGUUGCUUUGCAUCACAUGUACGGACAUGGCUGUAAUGGCUGGAAAUAGCGGGGAGACCUGCUACAGCAAAUAUGGCUCUAUGUCUAUCAAGUCCAAAUACUGUCAUGAGAUGGCUCUGCGUAUAAUUCUGCACAGUUUAGAUCAGAGAGCAGCUGUGUAUCAGCGCUACAUUGAACCUCUCUUGAGCGUGAGUGUGGAUUUCUACAUUCGUGUAUUCGUCAGAGUCAAAACAGGCCAGGCGGUGGUAAAAAACUCUGCAAGUAAGCAUGCGCUGCUGUAUAACUGUGUCGGCUGUGGUGCGUUUCAUCUGCAGAGGAUGGGGAAGAAGAUGAGCCAAGGCAAACAUAUGAAGUAUUCAGCAGCCACUGGACCACCAGUAGGGCCUAACUGUGAACACUGUAGGCAAAGGCACCAGUUGGGCGGUCCCAUCUGGGCGGAGCCUAUUCAUGACAUUACAUUUGUUCAGAAAGUUCUGGGUGCCGUUUCAGGGAACCCCACCCGCUUCAGAACGUCCAAGCGGAUCGAGGGGGUGCUUAGCAUGGUGACCGAGGAGCUGCGGGAUGUUCCUCUGUAUUAUGUUUUAGAUCAUUUGAGCAGCACAGUUCACUGCAACACGCCGCCCAUGCUGCAGUUCAGGUCAGCUCUCCUGCACGCUGGGUACAGAGUGUCUCUCUCUCACGCCUGUAAAAAUGCAGUGAAGACCAAUGCUCCUGCUGGGGUGUUAUGGGAUCUCAUUCGCUGCUGGGAAAAGUCCAACCCCGUGAAGAGAGAGCGGUUAUCAGAAACCAGUCCUGCUCACCGCAUUCUCUCCACAGAGCCAACUCUUCAGGCCUGCUUUGAAAUCAGAGAAGACGCAAACCCUCAAUCACGAAAACGUCACCUCACACGCUUCCAGGAGAACCCACAGGCCAACUGGGGACCAAAAGCACGUGCCAAAGCUGGUGGAGGAAUCUCUUCUGAGCUGGAGGACAAAAGAAAACAGUUUCAGGGUAAAAGAAAGAAACCGAUCACAGACUCCUCUCAACUCAAGAGCUUGCCCUGUAAGAAGUUACGAAAGGGAACAUGUACAUAUGGAGACAAAUGCUGUUAUUCGCAUGAACUUAAGCAAGAAACUAAUGAGGAAAAGAUGGACUAAUUGGUUUUCUUAUUACCGGAUAAACCUCACAUGUGUCUUGAUGUGUACAGAUUUGCACCUAAUGUUUGUUUUACGUCAAUUGGAAUUGUGCGAUGCAAGUUUAAAUUUUCUGGCGAUGCAUAGACACAUAUUCUCUGAAAUCGUUUUACCCUAAAUUUUAACUUUUUUUUUUUUUUUUGCUUGCCAAAUAAAUAAGUGAAUGCUUGUUUUUCUAUUCAGCAUGAGCAAGACACAUCAUGUAUCAGUUAAAAACAGU
Cyprinus carpio (common carp) is the source of this 2524-nucleotide messenger RNA. Its product is annotated as tRNA (guanine(26)-N(2))-dimethyltransferase-like. Gene Ontology annotation, cellular component: nucleus. Gene Ontology annotation, biological process: tRNA N2-guanine methylation. Lineage: Eukaryota; Metazoa; Chordata; Actinopteri; Cypriniformes; Cyprinidae. The record is from RefSeq and is a predicted model, not a curated record. Gene Ontology annotation, molecular function: RNA binding; metal ion binding.